This is a messenger RNA of Helianthus annuus (common sunflower), 2423 nucleotides long. RefSeq names its product protein LNK1. Gene Ontology annotation, biological process: regulation of DNA-templated transcription; circadian rhythm. The transcript has 8 exons. Lineage: Eukaryota; Viridiplantae; Streptophyta; Magnoliopsida; Asterales; Asteraceae. The coding region runs from base 423 to 2090 and encodes 555 amino acids. The record is from RefSeq and is a predicted model, not a curated record.
UCUCGUCCACCAAUUUCCAGAUUCUCUCUCUUCCUUCACACUUAUUUUGAUCUCCCUGCCACGUGUCACCAAAUCAACGCUCCCUUAUUUUCCCUACCCAUUUUUUAUUUUAUUUUACUUUUUAUUUUCUCUCUCUCUAGAACCUACGAGAUUUGUGUGUUGCGGAUUCAGAGCUAGGGUUUUGUGGAUAUCAAUUGCUCAGUUUCGCGGCGAAAUUUAUCCGAAUUUUCAGCCGGUGUGUUCACGUUCACGUUUACGGUAGAUCUGGUGUAAUAUUGAAAUAUUUGGCUUUAGUUGGACUGUUGAUUUCUUGAACAGAGGUAAGGGUGCUCUGUCUGCUAUAUUGUUACUGCUACUUUGGUCAAGUAUGACCACAGAUCAGUUCGUGGGACGCGAUAUCAGUGCUGGAUAAAUUUGAAGGAAUGUCAGACUUGUCGAUUUAUGAGCUUGAAGAUAUUAUCUGGGAUGAUUUUGAACAUAGUGGUGAUCAUAUAGUGCCCCACCCUACUGACGAUCAAGGCAGUGAAGAUAAAUGUGAUGGUGACGUAUGUAAGAAGCCUCGGCUUGAUGUGACUCCUCUUCAAAGCAAUGAAGAGAGAGUCUUUAAGACUUUAAAUAAAGAAACAAACAUAAUGGAAAAAGAUACUUGGUCUAAUAUGCUUGAUGAUGUAUUCGCUGCUUCUGGUGAUGCUGGCUCAGCAAAAGACAUGCCUACUGUACAGUCUGAUGAUGGUAAACUAUCAAAUAAUUGCUUCGAAAGUAGCAACAUCAACUCUGGUAGUGGAUUAAGCACAGAUGAGGGAAUCCUUAAAGAUUCUUCUGGUGCAGUUGAUAGGAACUCCUACAAUGAUCUUAACUUAUUCUCCAAUGAUUAUGGCUGGCCGGAUGCUGGAUAUUUUGAGGACAUGGACAGGAUGUUAAGCAAUUGUGAUUCGUCAUUUGGACUAGGCGUUACUGGAAAUGACGAUGAAUUGGUAUGGUUUACAUCAGACGAUCCAGCUAGAGGACUUGAUGAUACAUUGAAGAUGGAUCUUAAGCUUCCUAGUUCAGAGCCAAGUGCUUUAACGAAUAUUUCACAGGAUCAUGAACAUCGAGAAUCAGAUAAUAGGACAUCUAGUUUUGUGCCUGAAAGCAAAGAUGAGCUUAAGGACAAAGAUCAGAAGGAGCAGUCAAGACAACAAGCUCUGACAGAAGGAUUGACAUCAGGCCAUGGCUUAGGAAAAUUUGGUUUAAAAGGCACCGACAUGCGAACAUCUUCGAGUGGUACAUUUGAUAAAAAUAUCACCUCAAUGGACAAUUGGCAGCAAAAUAGAAACUUGGGACAUGAUUCUGUUGACUACAUGCAAAGCAGCGGUUAUCUGCAUCUAGGGCAUGAUCAUGUUUCAAUGCAAUCUCCAGAUGGCUCGAUGAUGACUCAGAUCAAAUCUGAAAGUAAAGCAUCAGGGCAGGUUCUUUCAAUGGAGAGUUCUAGUCAGCCUUUAUAUACUGGAUAUCAAAAUCAAGAUCAAUCAGGUAUGAUUCUCCAGGGUUCAGAAAAUGACAUGUCUCAAUCCAAAAGGCAAUUCCAUAUGAUUGAAAACAAGAUUGAAUUUCAAGGUGAUAUGGAGGGCACUCAAAAGGGGGCGUCAUCAGAAUUGAAUUCAUCACUUAGUACUGAGCUGGAUGAAAUCUCACUAGAAGCAACUACUUUUCGCCAGCUGCAACAGGCUAUGCUUCAGUUGGAUCUGAGGACUAAAUUAUGUAUAAGGGAUAGCCUGUACCGUUUGGCUAGAAGUGCAGAACAACGACAUAACUAUGCUGGCAUAAACGAUGGCACUGGUACUGGCGGGCCCUUAGUGACCGAGGGGGCUAGCAAGUACACUGGCUAUAUGGAUAUGGAAACUGAUACAAACCCCAUAGAUCGAACAGUAGCGCAUUUAUUGUUUCAUAGGCCUUCAGACUCAUCUAACAUGCCUACUUCCUUACCUCUCAAACCAAAUGUAAAGGUUCAUGGAUCUAAGACGGGUCCAACUGUGGUGACCAAGAAACCAUCUUGUCAGCAAGCGGAAAAUGAAUCAGAUGACAAGAUUUCAAGCACCCAAAAAAACUAACGUCUUGUUAAAUAGGCAUGUUUGCCUUUGAAUCGACUAUUUGUCGUGCCCAAAUAUAAUCUAUAACUUAUCUAAGAGAGUCCGAUAUGGACUCUCGUAAGCUUGUUAAAUUGUAGGGGCAGUGUGUAUCUUCUUUUUUACUUGUCUAGUCUUGAAUCUACUGUAUGUAGUUCUCAUGGAGGCCCAGUUUUGACCUAGAGUUCAUAAAAUAUAUGUUCAUAGGGUGUCGUUUUGGAUGCUUAUAUGUUCAUCCACCAACUGGAAUUGCACUUUCUAUAUGUUCCAGUUUUGUGGGUGAUGUAAAUUGUAUUUCAUCAUAUAUCAUUGUGUUUG